UCCAGAGCCUGCGGAGCCGCUGCCGGGGGCUCCAGCGCACCACCCCGCGACCCGGCCGGCCGCGCCGUCCUUGCGGGCGGCCCCAGAGGGGCGGGGGGAGGCGGGGCAGAGGAGGAGCCGCGGGCGCGGCGCCGCGCCGUCCCCGGCCGCCGCCCGCCCCCGUUAGACCCCGCAUGUAAACAGUCCCCGCCGGCGCGAGCCAGGACCCGGAGGGUGCCCGACUGUCCGGCCCGCCGCCACCGCCACCGCCGCCGCCGCCGCCCGGGAGCCGCGCCGCGCUGCGCCGCCCGCCUAGCCCGGGAGGAGGCUGCGGAGGAGCGAGGAGGGCGCGGCGGCGGGAGGCGGGGGAGCGGCGCGGGCGGCGCGCGGCGAGCGCCGAGGCGGAGGGAGCGGCGACGGCGGGCGCGGUGCGCCACGAUGGAUUUCCAGCAGCUGGCCGAUGUUGCGGAGAAAUGGUGCUCCAACACGCCUUUCGAGCUCAUCGCCACCGAGGAGACCGAGCGCAGGAUGGAUUUCUACGCCGACCCCGGCGUCUCCUUCUACGUGCUGUGUCCGGACAACGGCUGCGGGGACAAUUUUCACGUGUGGAGCGAGAGUGAGGACUGCCUGCCUUUCUUGCAGCUAGCACAGGAUUACAUCUCUUCCUGCGGCAAGAAGACGCUCCAUGAGGUCUUGGAAAAAGUCUUCAAGUCCUUCAGACCUUUGCUGGGACUUCCGGAUGCAGACGAUGAUGCAUUUGAAGAGUACAGUGCAGAUGUGGAGGAGGAGGAGCCAGAGGCAGACCACCCCCAAAUGGGGGUCAGUCAGCAGUAAACCCCCAAGGGCACCUUCUGGAGAAGGAGAGUGAGCCCUGUGAUACCCUGGGUGGGGUCGUGUGCUCCUGGGGUAGCACUUUGCAUUAGUACUUUGAAACAGGACAUUUGGCUCCCGGCAUCCAAAUUAAAAUGAAAUACCUUUUUAAUGACCACACGAUAUCUGAAUUUUGGUCCUGCUUUAGCGGGGUUGUCUUGGUAGCCUUUGCCACUUUGAAUCUAGAGUCCAUUUCGUGGCUGCCUGUUCUCUCUUGAGUUUAUGUUGGAGAAUUAGCAUUUGCUGACUGGAAUGCAGAGAACUCUGGAUGUAUUAAGAGUAUGUUUUGAGUCCUCACAGGUGACCUCACUGAGGAAAAGCAUGGCAGAGAAGAUACAUAGUCUGCACUUUUUAUGUACCUUUUAAGUGUCCAUAAGUGAAAGGUUUUUGCUUAUAAAGCAUGAGUUUUAAUAUCUAGUCAUUAAGCAGCAUAAGUGCAAAUACAAGGGCAGAAGAGGAUAAUCACUUAGCUUUGGAUAAGAGGGAAAGAGGCUGAGAAGCCUUAAGGAGAUUGACCAUUCCCGAGUUAGUUACCUGGGUAUUCAGCAGCUGGUUCCUGGUUAUAUAUAAAUGUUACUUGAGUGCUCAGUUGUUUCAAAACAAUGCUAAUUCCAAAGCCACUUUUAAGGUCUAAUAGUGGAAACUAUAAAUGGGAUGGAAGAUAUAAAUUAUUGACUUCUUUAAGCUGUUUAUAAAAUUAUCCCACAUGUGAAAUGAAACCUUUACCUUCUCUCUUUAUAACGAGAUGGCUACUUGUAAAAUCAUGAAAACACCCAGAAUCCAAGUAAGUGCCACUUAAACUUUGAAGCCAUAGAUAAAUUUAAUAGGAAAUAAACCAGGAUAAGAAAAAACUUUAAAAAUAUAAUGGAAUAAUUUACUUUCUUAAUCAUUUAUUCUUUAAAAAAAAUCAAAAAAAGGCUCCCUUGUGUAAUUUAUUUAAAAUUGUAAUCAAAUACAUUAAGGGACCUAAUGACAGUGAGUGAAAGUAGGAAUCUUAGUCAUGGGUAGCUUGGUUAAAAGGGGGCAUUUUAAUGAUCAAGAUACUCGCACAACUUAAUUGCUGUCAUCACUCAGCCAAAAAUGCUAACCGGGUGAUUUGGAGCACUCGUUUUCUUGGACCCUUCUGCAUCUCUGGUUCUAGUGACUGGGGUGGGGAACACCACCUUUGCAGCAUUUGAUUCCUCUGAGAAUCUGGGUUAGGAAGGUUUAAAACAUGCAUACCCAUGUUCAGUCAUCAGAGUUUCCAAUUAAAAACAAAAUAAAAGUGAAACAACAGUAACAGAGGCCACAUAACUCAUGGGAGGCUUGUAUAUCUUCUAGGCAUGUCAGGGAAAUCUGAUUGUCUUAGCAAUUUCUUUUAAAUCCAGCGGUGCUAUGAAGAGUCCUGCUGCUUGUGGACAAAUAGCGUACUGUAGUUUUAAAUCACAGGGUAGAAGAACAGAGUGGUUUCUGUCUGUGCUUCAACUACCCAUGGUUUUCCUUUCUUUUCUUGGGAAAACAUAUUAAACAUCAGUUUCAAGUCAAAUGAAUUUCCUUCAAUUAGCACAUUAGCAAAACCGGACUUAGCGUUUCAUCCACUGGCACGAGCAGGUUCAGGUCCCGCUCUUUGUGGCCCUGCCACUGUUCCCACUGGUUCAGCUCAGGAACAGAGGAGACUGAGCUCUGUGUUCUGUAGCCACCUACUGCCCAAACUUGGUGACCUCCAUUUAACACAGUAGGCUACAGAACGACCUCUACAACCUUAAUGAAGCCUGACGAGCUUCCUCUAUUCUAAGGUAAACUGGAAUUUUAUACAUAGAGGCUUCAGAUCUAAAUUUACAUGUUUGGGAGUAGAAUGGACAUUAAAAUGUAUUUUAUCAAAAAAGCAUUUAGACUUUGACCAAGUACACAUCAGUAUUAUCAUGUUAAUACUCUGUAAAAAUUGAGCUGAAACAGACUCAGGCAUUCAGUGGGCUGACAAGAAGUCUGGUCUUUGUGCUGCCCCAGCGGUAGGGGAGAGAAAACACAAUUUUCUAGGUCAGUUCCCCAAAGGCAUUAGCAAAUCUGAUUGCUUUCUCUCAAACUUUCUUUUCUCUGAUGGUUGCACAUCCCUCCCAGUGCUCUCACACAUACAUGCACACACUCCUACCCACACUGUGGACAUUCUUCUGGGGCCGUGUGACCACACAGUUUUGACAGCCUGUGGUUUGUUAUGGAAAUGAUUCCAUAGUGAGACCAAAUACGUGACUUUCCCUAGACCUUCAUAUGCCCUUGCCAGGAAGCAGCAAUGGUGUGGGAGGAGCAUCACCUGCAGUUUGGAGAGACACUGAGGUACUAGUCUUGACCCUGGCAUUGAGUGCAUGACUUUGGUGAAUCCUUAGCUAGCCUCUGAAACAGGGACAUUGCACUCUCAGCUUUAAACACCUGCCUCACAAAAUAUGUGGACAUAGGAGCAACAUCAAGGCUACUUAGAGACUCAAGAAGAAAAUGCAUUUGGAAUCUUGCCAAAGAUGCUGCCCUUAGGAUGCCAGACAUGGGGCUGCCUUAGAACAUGUUGGCCAGGACGGGUUCCUGCAAGUCGAGGGUAAAGCGCAGACAUGCUUGUCUCAGUUGUAUGUGCUCUGCCUUGGAGCUAGAGCUUCUUUUUGUGCCCUGACAUUGGAGGGUUGGCAGGUAGUAUAGUGUUAACUGAGGGGAGUUUUGCAUGAAGAGUAGCUGGAGGAGAGUGAAAGAAUGAGUACUUUUGACUUUCUUGCUGUAUCAUUCAGGAGAGAGAAAGUGACAGUGAAAGUACUGUAAGCAAGUGAAUGAGUGUGUGGGGAAAGAGAGAAUGAGAAAAUGAGAAUGUGGGGGAAUGAUUGAUGGCAAGCUGUGAAAGACAGAAUCAUGCCUGUGCUAACAUUAUAAAACCUUGAUCCUUAGUUUGAGUGAAUCAUGGGGACGUUUUUCUCAUGGCUGCCUGGUUAUUUUCCCCUGCCUGAUGAUCACAUCAAGCAGGCUUCAUGAGUGAAUCAUGGAACCAGGGAGGGGAAUGAAGCCCUACACAGUGCCUGGCACCACCAGGCAUUCGGUUACACUGAGGUGCCUACUUGUGUCUCCCAGGCCUACAAGCACCACGUGGUACAUUUUGUUUUUCCACAACCAGAGCACAAAAAGUCUGCUAUGUAGGAAGCUUCUCCUUGUGUCUUGGUGCCAGAAUUGGGUUUCCAGUAUAUUGAAAUGAGAACGUCUGUCCACUGGUAGUGAACGCCAUUGUUCAUGUACAGACAGAAACUGUUCUCUAGCACAAUGCACAUCCGUGAAUAUUGUUUCAGUGUCAGAAGAGCACAAAGUGUGGUCCAGGGAAGCAGAGAUCCCAGAGCGUCAUUGCAGCUUAGGUUUUAGGAGCCAGCUUUGCAUAUUAAAAUUCAUGACUUGGGAAACUGGCAUGAACAAACCUGGUUUCCCUCAGUGAGAAGCAUGUAGGAACAGACAGGACUUAAUGUGGGCUGGGAGGAGCUGAAUAGAGACAGUGGUGGGAGAGUUAGGUCUUAAAGUCAGGUUUGAGUUGUUUAAAAAAAAAAAAAUGAGAUGGUCUGUGGAGACUGACAGUUAA
Messenger RNA from Castor canadensis (American beaver), 4423 nucleotides. It is a transcript of the gene Mturn, whose product is annotated as maturin, neural progenitor differentiation regulator homolog. Gene Ontology annotation, biological process: positive regulation of megakaryocyte differentiation; regulation of signaling. Lineage: Eukaryota; Metazoa; Chordata; Mammalia; Rodentia; Castoridae. The record is from RefSeq and is a predicted model, not a curated record. Gene Ontology annotation, cellular component: cytoplasm.